AUGAACAAACGGGACCUUAUGAAGACUUCGGUGCAGGAGCCCCCACUUGACUACUCCUUCAAAAGCAUCCAUGUUAUCCAAGAUAUGGUAAAUGAGGAGCCAAGGACAGGGCUCCGACCCCUGAGGCAUUCCAAGUCCGGGAAGUCACUGACUCAGUCCCUGUGGCUGAACAAUAAUGUCCUCAAUGACCUGAAAGACUUCAGCCAGGUUGUCUCACAGCUGCUGGAACAUCCGGAGAACCUGGCCUGGAUUGACCUGUCCUUCAAUGACCUGACUUCCAUUGACCCCAUCCUUACAACUUUCUUCAACUUGAGUGUCCUCUAUCUCCAUGGUAACUGCAUCCAACAACUUGAGGAGAUAGAUAAACUGAGUGUUCUACCUCGGCUUCGAAGCCUGACACUCCACGGAAACCCCAUAGAAGAAGAGAAGGGGUAUAGUGCUCCAUGGAGGCCCUCUUCCUGUCCUCUGCACUGGUCUUCCCCACACUGAAGCUUCUGGCCCAGGGCCCAGGUGGGGACCAUGUCCCCUGCUAUUGCACUGGCCUUCUUGCCAUUGGUGGUGACAUUGCUAGUGAGGUACCGGCACCACUUCCGGCUGCUGAUGCGCACAGUCUUGCUGAGAAGCCUCCGGGACUGCCUGUCAGGGCUACGGAUUGAGGAGCGGGCCUUCAGCUAUGUACUAACCCAUGCACUGCCUGGGGACCCUGGUCACAUCGUCACCACCCUGGACCACUGGAGCAGCUGCUGUGAAUACCUAGGCCACAUGGGGCCUAUCAAAGGCCAGAUUGUGACACGGCUGGUGGAAGAGAAGGCCCCCAUCUGCGUGCUAGAGCUUGGCACCUACUGUGGAUACUCCACACUGCUUAUUGCCCGUGCCCUACCCCCUGGUGGCCGCCUUCUCACUGUGGAACGGGACCCACGCACAGCAGCAGUGGCUGAAAAACUCAUCCGCCUGGCUGGCUUGGAUGAGCAAAUGGUGGAGCUUAUCGUGGGUAGCUCUGAAGAGGUGAUCCCGCGCCUGCGAACACAGCAUGAGCUAAGCCGGGUUGAGCUGGUACUCCUGGCACACCGGCCCCGGUAUUACCUUCGAGACCUGCAGCUCCUUGAGGCUCAUGCCUUGCUGUCAGCUGGUGCCACUGUGCUGGCCGACCACGUGCUCUUCCCUGGUGCACCUCGCUUCCUGCAGUAUGCUAAGAGCUGUGGCCGCUACCGUUGCCGCCUCCAUCACACUAAUCUCCCAGACUUCCCUGCCAUCAAGGAUGGCAUAGCCCAGCUUACCUACGCUGGACCUGGGUGA
Elephantulus edwardii (Cape elephant shrew) is the source of this 1296-nucleotide messenger RNA. Its product is annotated as transmembrane O-methyltransferase-like. The transcript is spliced from 8 exons. The record is from RefSeq and is a predicted model, not a curated record. Gene Ontology annotation, biological process: catecholamine catabolic process; developmental process; dopamine metabolic process. Gene Ontology annotation, molecular function: catechol O-methyltransferase activity; protein binding. Lineage: Eukaryota; Metazoa; Chordata; Mammalia; Macroscelidea; Macroscelididae.